CACCAUCAGCAAAGACGACCCUGGGGUCGCCACGACAAUGAUAUGGCCGUUCGGAUCGCGGGACGCCGACAAGGAGAAGGAGCAGAAACUUAAAGAAGAGGCAAAACGGCAGCAUGUGUCAUGGACCGACUCGAUAAACCGCAUUCGAUCAGCACCUGUUGAUGCAGCUAGAGAAUGGGCGCCUGUUGUACUGUUCCCGCUCGCUGGCAUGGCAGCUCUACAAAUCUACGCAAAUUAUGUCCGCCGAAUACCCGGAUCAGCAUAUGUGCGCCCGAAUUUCUUUCGUAACCGAAGCAUCUUUGGCCGAGUUACCAGCGUCGGCGAUGGUGAUAACUUCCACCUCUUCCACACGCCUGGCGGUCGACUUUUGGGUUGGGGCUGGUUGAGAAAAGUUCCUGAAGCUCGCAAAGAGUUGAAAGACCGAACAAUUUCAAUUCGUAUUGCCGGCGUUGAUGCCCCAGAAUGUGCCCACUUCGGACGGCCAGCGCAACCGUUCUCGGCCGAAGCUCUCGCCUGGCUACGUAACUACAUCAGCAAACGCAACGUCCGCGCAUACGUCUACAGGCGAGAUCAGUACGAUCGAAUCGUCGCGACUGUGUAUACGCGGCGGUGGCUGUUUCGCAAGGACGUGGGUCUUGAGAUGAUAAAGGCCGGCAUGGCAACGACGUACGAAGCCAAGCAAGGGGCUGAGUUUGGCGGACGACAAAAAAUCUACGAAAGGGCUGAGGCGAAGGCGAAGCAGAAACGAAAGGGGAUGUGGUCUGGCAAGUCCAAGGAUUUCGAGAGCCCAAGAGCUUACAAGACGAAAUGGGCUGGCGUUAACCAAGAAAAAACCGGCACUUGAAGAUGCCGAGUAUGAAUUAUGAUAAUUCUAAAACCAUGGUUCGAUUCGGGUUGCGUAGCAUUUUAGACAUACCCAAAAAGCA
Messenger RNA from Fusarium oxysporum Fo47, 926 nucleotides. RefSeq names its product thermonuclease family protein. Lineage: Eukaryota; Fungi; Ascomycota; Sordariomycetes; Hypocreales; Nectriaceae. Bases 38 to 844 code for a protein of 268 amino acids. The record is from RefSeq and is a predicted model, not a curated record. Gene Ontology annotation, cellular component: mitochondrion; cytoplasm. The transcript is spliced from 2 exons.